AUGGCAAAUAUGAAUACAUCGGACGACUUAUUACAAUGUCCAAUUACAAAGGAACUAUUUCGUGAUCCAGUCUUAGCAUCGGAUGGUCAUACCUAUGAGAGACUAGCGAUCGAACAAUGGAUUCGAAGUAAUGGUACAAGUCCAUUGACACGACAACCGUUAUUCAUUGAACAACUCUAUCCGAAUCGCAAGUUUGUAUUAGAUGUCGAUGUGAAAAAAGGACGAACACUAUUUGAAACAGAUGGAAAAAAGAUUUUUGCCGCUGAGUGGUUACCAGAUAAGAAUAAUCGACCAGCAAUAAUCCUAUUAAAAAUAAGUGGCGCUCGGGCAAGAAAAGAAGCAUCUUUCUACGUAAAUUUAAGUCGCCAUCCACAUAUCAUUCGAACAUUUGGCUUUGUAUGCAAUAGAAACAAUCCCGACCAAAAUAAUUCAGUUCUGCUUUUACAAGAAUAUGCGACUGUAGGAAGUUUAUGUGAUUUAUUAGAGGAUCGAAGGACGGCUCCUGAUGAAAAAGUUCUUAUCCAAAUAUUUUUACAGAUUAUUGAGGCGAUGAUAUGCCUUGCAUCUAAUCACGUUGUUCAUGGUGAUUUAGCGUGUCGUAAUGUCUUAGUAUUUCGUUUUGAUGAAAACCAACCAGAAAACAAUGUUGUAAAAAUCACUGACUUCGGUCUUAGUCGACAUAGUCAAAUAUAUUCAAUGAUACCAUGUACUGCAAGAACAAUAUUGAACAUGGUUCCCAUUCGAUAUGCAGCACCAGAAAUACUUUUAUCAAAUGCCACACCGGAGGUUUAUACGGAAAAAUCAGAUGUUUAUUCAAUGGGUGUGUUAAUGUGGGAAGCAUAUUCUCGAGGUUCAUUGCCAUGGGCGAACAUCGAAAACGACAACGAUGUCAUUCGACGGGUCAUAAAUGGUAAUUUACUAUCUCGACCAUUCAAUUGUAGUGAACCCUUCUGGUCGAUCAUUACAAAAACUUGGUCUACAUCACCAAGCAAUCGUCCAACGUUCAGAGAACUGAAACGUCUUCUGACCGAAAAAUACUAUCGUUCAGGUACUUUUUUAUAUUUAUCAUAA
Rotaria sp. Silwood1 is the source of this 1071-nucleotide messenger RNA. NCBI's taxonomy places the organism in Eukaryota, Metazoa, Rotifera, Eurotatoria, Philodinida, Philodinidae. The record is from the annotation of a GenBank genome assembly.